Molecule: messenger RNA, 3195 nt
Organism: Cygnus atratus (black swan)
Lineage: Eukaryota; Metazoa; Chordata; Aves; Anseriformes; Anatidae
Gene: TMPRSS15
Product: transmembrane serine protease 15
Biological process (GO): proteolysis
Cellular component (GO): membrane
Molecular function (GO): protein binding; serine-type endopeptidase activity
Source: RefSeq, a predicted model, not a curated record
AUGAAGCUGAAAAAGUCAUCUGAUGAGAAAUAUGUUCCUCUUAGUUAUUAUGAAAUUUGGUUUGCUUCUUUGCUUGCACUUUUUAUUUGUGUUUGUGUUGGGCUUAUUGUACUUUCAUGGUUAACAAUCCAGGAGUUAGAAGGAGUUGAAACAGGUGGGAACAGUCAUCUCUACAUGGGAACAUUUAAAAUAGUCUCUGGGACAAUAUUCACUCCUUCUUUGCAUGAUAGAUCAUCAGCUGACUUCAAAAUCCUUGCCUUUGAUGUUGAAAAGUUGAUACAAGAAAUUUUUCAAGCAAGUAUUCUGACAAAUGAAUUUGAGAGAUGUGAAAUUUUCCAGUUCAAGAAGCCUGAAGAAGGUCAUGAAAACUUCAAGUCUCAAACUGGUGUUGUUGUGAUCUUCAACCUUUAUCUUACCCAGAGGGUAAUGGCUGAGAAAAUAAAAGAUGAGUUGCUUUUGGGUAUUGACGCAAAUACAACUGGUCUUGUUCAGACUUUGAAAAUUGAUGUGAACAGCAUACAAAUCACAGAGUUUGCUGAAAAUCGAACUACAAUGUUGCCUUUAACUUCAUCAGGUCAGGGCUACAAGAGAGCACAAAGUAGAGUUCUAACCCAGGGUUGUGUUUGCCCAGUUUCAGAACAACUCACCACAAUCAAGUUCACAACUUCAGUUGAGUGCUUGCCACUUUCUGAAGUUUGUGCUGAUGGUGUAACCUGCAUUAGAAAAGAUUUAUUUUGUGAUGGAGUCUUGGACUGCCCGGAUGGUUCAGAUGAAUCUGAAAAAAGAUGUGCUGCAGUUUGUGAUGGAAAAUACAUGCUGACUGAUUCCUCUGGGUCUUUCCACUCUAUGAAUUAUCCAAAACCGUAUAAUGCAAAUAUUGUUUGCCGAUGGAUUAUACUAGUGCCUCAAGGGUUGUCAAUUAAACUGAACUUCACUUCUUUUGAUACACAACAAUUUGCAGACAAUCUAGAUAUUUUUGAAGGUAUAGGACAAAACAAGACUUUAAGAGCUUCUCUCUCAGGGUCUAAUGCUGAGACAGUAUACAUUUUUUCUCAUGAGGCUACAGCUGAGUUUAUAUCUGAUUAUUCUGAAAAUUACAAUGGCUUUAAUGCAACAUAUACUGCAUUUAAUGCAAAUGAGCUAAACAAUUAUGAGAAAGUCUGUUGCACUUUUGAAGAUGGCUUUUGUUAUUGGAGGCAAGAUUCAGAUGAUGAUUCAGACUGGGAGAGAAUUCAGGGCCCUACCUUUCCCCUUAUGAGUGGUCCUGAUUUUGAUCAUACAUUUGGCAACAUGUCAGGAUUUUAUAUUUCAACACCCAUAGGACUUGGAUUCAGAGAAGAGAGAGUUCGGAUUCAGAGUUUGCCUUUGGUCUCUUCAGAUCCAUCUUGUCUAAGCUUUUGGUAUUACAUGUACAGUCCUAAUGUUUACCGUUUAAGUGUUAGCAUAAGUGAUGAACAAGGUGUGGAAAAGAUAAUUUUUGAGAAAGAAGGAAACUAUGGAAACAACUGGAAUUACGGACAAGUAACUUUAAAUGAAACAUCUGAUUUUAAGGUUAUCUUUGAUGCCUUUAAAAAGAAUGGUGCAAGUGAUAUUGCCUUGGAUGAUAUUGGCCUGACAAAGGGAAAAUGUAACGAAAGUAAUUAUGUAGAACCAACUGCACUUCCAGUUGUUACUACUACCCCUUCAGGUCCCAAUGACUGUGGAGGACCAGUUGAACUCUGGGAGCCAAACACUACGUUCAGCUCUGAAAACUUUCCAAACUAUUAUCCUAAUCAAGCAUCAUGUGUAUGGUACUUAAAUGCCGAAAUAGGGAAGAACAUUCAACUUCAUUUUCAGGUAUUUGAUGUGGAAUAUAUUUAUGAUAUAGUUGAAGUCAGAGAUGGCAGAGGACCAAAUUCUUCACUUUUGGCUGUCUAUACGGGACAAGGCCCAUUGCCAGAUGUCUUCUCUACAACAAACCAGAUGACAGUAAUCCUUUUUACGGACACGACUGUAACAAAGAAAGGAUUUCUUGCAAACUUCACUACUGGCUAUCGUCUAGGAGCUUGUACACUCGAGGAAUAUCAGUGUCGUAGUGGAGAGUGUAUACCAUUGCAUAACCUUUGUGAUAACCUACCUCAGUGUGAAGAUGGCUCUGAUGAAGUGAAGUGCAUGAGAUUGCUUAAUGGUUCUUUAAGCACCAAAGGGCUGGUACAAGUCAGGAUUGGGAAGACAUGGCACCUGGCAUGUGCAGAUGAUUGGAAUGAGCAGAUUUCAGACAGUGUUUGCCACCAGCUAGGAUUAGGGGAUGCAAAUAUGUCAUCAACUGUAUUAUUCACCGGAGAUGGCCCAUUUGCUGACAUCACCAAAACAGCUAACCAAAGCCUUAUAUUUACAAAAAGAGAACACUGUUUGAACAACCGGGUGAUUCAUCUGCAAUGUAACAUUAAACCUUGUGGACAACGCUUGGUAACUCAGAACAAUAGAACAAGGAUUGUAGGUGGAAGUGAUGCCAGAAGAGAGGCUUGGCCUUGGGUAGUCUCACUUCAUUUUAAUUCCAUGCAUCUUUGUGGAGCCUCCCUUGUCAGCGAGGAAUGGCUGGUGACAGCAGCACACUGUGUAUAUGGGAGGCAUUUACAACCAUCUAAAUGGAAGGCAGUUCUUGGCUUGCAUGACCAAUUGAAUAUGACACACCCCUCAACAGUAAUUCGAUACAUCGAUCAAAUAGUUAUAAAUCCUCAUUACAAUAAGCUUACAAAAGACGGUGAUAUUGCUCUGAUGCAUCUUCAGUACAAAGUGCAAUAUACAGACUACAUACAACCUGUCUGCUUACCAGAAAAAAAUCAACACUUUCUACCAGGAAUUAAGUGCUUCAUUGCUGGCUGGGGUGAUACUACAAGUGGAGGUUCCACUUCAAAUAUAUUGCAAGAAGCAGAGGUCCCUCUCAUUUUAAAUGACCAAUGCCAGCAAUGGAUGCCAGAAUAUAGUAUUACUGAGAAUAUGAUCUGUGCAGGCUACGACAUGGGAGGAAUAGAUUCCUGUCAGGGAGAUUCAGGAGGCCCUCUGAUGUUUGAAGAUGGUAACGAGUGGGUUUUGGUAGGUGUAACAUCAUUUGGCUAUAAGUGUGCACUUCCCGAACGACCAGGAGUGUAUGCUCGAGUCUCCAUGUUUGUGGACUGGAUACAAAAUACCAUCUAUUAUCUUGAUAUUUUUUAA